AUGGAGGUUUUCUACUACUUGGUCUUCGGAGCCAUGGCUGCCGUAGUGGCAGCGUUGGAGCUAAGCAAAACAAACAAGGAUCGGAUCAACACUUCUUCUUCCUUCAAUUCCUUCAAGAACAAUUACCUCGUUGUUUUCUCGAUUAUGAUGGCUGGGGACUGGCUUCAGGGUCCUUAUGUGUAUUACCUUUACAGCACUUAUGGUUACGGAAAACGAGAUAUCGGUCAGCUAUUCAUUGCCGGUUUUGGUUCGUCAAUGUUGUUUGGAACCAUUGUUGGAUCUCUGGCUGACAAACAGGGUCGAAAGAGGGCAUGUGUUACAUACUGCAUAACUUACAUACUAAGCUGCAUCACCAAGCACUCUCCACAGUACAGAGUUUUGAUGGUCGGCCGUAUCUUGGGUGGUAUUGCUACAUCUCUCUUGAAUUCAGCUUUCGAAUCUUGGCUCAUUGCAGAGCACAACAAGAGGAACUUUGACCAACAGUGGCUUUCACUGACCUUCUCUAAGGCUGUUUUCCUUGGGAAUGGUCUGGUGGCUAUUCUCUCCGGCUUGUUUGGAAAUCUUCUUGUCGACACUUUUUCCUUAGGUCCUGUUGCUCCCUUUGACGCUGCUGCGUGCUUUCUUGCAAUUGGAAUGGCCAUCAUAUUGGCAACGUGGUCUGAAAAUUUCGGAGAUCCAUCUGACAGCAAAGACUUGCUGACUCAGUUCAAAGUUGCUACCAUAGCAAUUGCUUCAGAUGAAAAGAUUGCAUUGCUGGGUGCUAUUCAAUCUCUAUUUGAAGCCUCAAUGUACACAUUUGUUUUCCUCUGGACACCAGCUCUCAGCCCAAACGACGAAGAAAUUCCACAUGGCUUCGUCUUUGCAACCUUCAUGUUGGCCUCAAUGUUGGGAAGCUCUCUUGCAGCUCGUCUCAUGUCUCGCUCAUCUCUCAGAGUCGAAAACUACAUGCAAAUCGUCUUUCUAGUCUCUGCUGCUUCUCUUCUUCUUCCCAUCACGACAAGCGUCUUGGUGACGCCGUCAAAGGUGAAAGACGAAGGCUUGUCGCUAACUAGCUCCAUUCAGCUGCUUGGUUUCUGUGUUUUUGAGGCUUGUGUGGGAAUUUUUUGGCCAUCAAUGAUGAAGAUGAGAUCACAGUAUAUCCCAGAAGAAGCACGAAGCACCAUAAUGAAUUUCUUCCGUGUUCCGCUCAACAUAUUUGUCUGCAUCGUCUUGUACAACGUGGACGCAUUUCCGAUCACAAUCAUGUUUGGUAUGUGCUCAAUAUUCCUCUUUGUAGCCUCCAUAUUACAACGGCGGCUUAUGGUCAUCUCCGAAAAGGCAAAGGCAGGAGAUUGGAGUCCAAUGAAGGAACGAAACUCUGAAGUUGAUCCUCUUAACCUAUGA
This is a messenger RNA of Arabis nemorensis, 1383 nucleotides long. Lineage: Eukaryota; Viridiplantae; Streptophyta; Magnoliopsida; Brassicales; Brassicaceae. The record is from the annotation of a GenBank genome assembly.